AUGUCAGCGCUCGGGCGCACCGACAACCCCACACCAGAACCUCAUCAGCCUGCUUACCCGGAUGUGCGAGAAAUCCCGACACUGAAACAAGGAAGAUUCGCACCUCUGCGCUACGAUGACAUUCUCCAAGCCGCUUCCAGGGAUCACGAUGAUCCGCCACCCAAACCCGGUCCGAGCGACUGCUGCGGCAGUAGCUGCCAGCCCUGCGUCAAGGAGCUGUGGAGCGAGGAGCUGAGGGCUUGGAAAGAAAGAUGGGGAAAGGGCAGCUCAAGCAAAGCCUCGAAGCAUGGCGGUGGCAAAUCAAAAGCUGCUGAGAUUGGAGCCUCGAAGCAAGUCGGUGGCGGUUUGGGUGCGAGUGCGGAUGCGAAUGACGGAGCGUGUAGCAUGCCUGGAGGUCUACCACAGUGGUGA
Messenger RNA from Ceraceosorus bombacis, 411 nucleotides. The record is from the annotation of a GenBank genome assembly. Lineage: Eukaryota; Fungi; Basidiomycota; Exobasidiomycetes; Ceraceosorales; Ceraceosoraceae.